Molecule: messenger RNA, 1103 nt
Organism: Lagopus muta (rock ptarmigan)
Lineage: Eukaryota; Metazoa; Chordata; Aves; Galliformes; Phasianidae
Gene: DNAJC22
Product: DnaJ heat shock protein family (Hsp40) member C22
Exons: 3
Coding region: 126-1031 (301 amino acids)
Biological process (GO): endocytosis
Cellular component (GO): early endosome; plasma membrane
Source: RefSeq, a predicted model, not a curated record
CCGUGUCAGGAGGGGGGGGAGGAGGGGAGGAGAAGAGCUGCCUGUGAGCUCUGUGGGACUCUGUGCAGAGGACGCCAGAUGCCAGUGCCACACCAGUGCCACAGCUCAGCCGUGAGCCAACCAGGAUGGCCAAGCGGCUACUGGUGGCCUACGGGCUGUGGGCGCUGGGGGGGCCACUGGGGCUGCAUCACCUCUACCUGGGCCGGGACAGCCACGCUCUGCUCUGGAUGCUGACACUGGGAGGCUUCGGUGCCGGCUGGCUCAGCGACCUCUGGCACCUCCACCAUUGGGUGGCCGUGGCCAACAGCACCAGCAGCCAGCACAGGAGGGCUGUGCCAGCACUGAGCCCCAUACUCCUGGCGGGGCAGGUGGUCGUGGGGACAUAUUUUGGACUGGUGGCCGCGUUGGCACUGCCUUGGGUGCCCCAGCUGCUGGCCCAGCCGCUGGCUGUGGGGCUGGGCGUGCUCCUGACAGCUUCCGUGGGCGAACAGAGCACCAAAGCACACCGCGUCCUUACAGCAGCCUUCCUCACCUCCCUCCUCUUCCAAGCCCAGCUGCUGGCCGUGCUGCCCUCCAGCAUGGCUGCAGGCAUGGCGGCACAGCGGCACCGCCGCUAUCAGCAUCCCGCCGGGCCUCCAUUGCGGCUCCGCGCCCGACUCUUCCGUCUGGGGAUGGCCUACAUGGCCUUCGCCGUCCCAGUGGGGUACAGCCUGCUGCACAGCACCGCCGGGGCUUUGGGGUGGGUGGGGACCAUCCCCAUGCGGUCCCUCCAAAGCGUGGCCUGGAUGCUGGGGCUCAAAGCUGGGCCUGGAGGAUGCACUGAGCGGCAGCUGUGGGCUUAUCAGGUUCUCGGCAUCCCGCCCGGCUCUGGCAUUGAGGAGGUGCAGAGGAGCUACCGGGAGCUGGUGAAGGUUUGGCACCCCGACCACAACAGGCAGCGGGCUGAAGAGGCCGAGCAACGCUUUAUUGAGCUGCAGGAAGCCUACGAGGCGCUGGGAGGACCCCGCAGGGCAGCAGCAGGAGGAGGCUGAGCCCGGCAUGCAGGGAGCAGAGGCACUGAUGGGGGGUUGUAACCCGGGGUUUGUAACACGAGGUUUCUUUCC